Protopolystoma xenopodis is the source of this 2478-nucleotide messenger RNA. NCBI's taxonomy places the organism in Eukaryota, Metazoa, Platyhelminthes, Monogenea, Polystomatidea, Polystomatidae. The record is from the annotation of a GenBank genome assembly.
AUGUUGAGGCUUGUAUUGGCCGCCGGCGCCGAGCCCUGGGCCGCCAACCAGCAGGGCUGUACUCCUCUACACGAGGCUUGCCAAAUGGGCAACGCGGCGGUGGUGGCCGAGUUGGCUUUGAUGACGCCGGAGUUCGUUGAGGAGGCGAGUCGUCGGUUCCCCGACGACCAGACGCCGCUGCAUGUGGCCGCGAUGACUGCAGCCGCGAAUCCCGGUCUGUGGGGCCCGGUAGAGAUUUGUAGAAUGCUGGUGGAGGCGGGCGGGGCCGAUGUGAACGCCGUCGUCCGAACGCCGAGCCGUCCUGACCCGGCGACUGCGCUCGAUUUGGUCUUGUCGGACCGGCCCGACGACGCCAACAGCGUCGGUACCGAUUGCGUUGACACGCUGCGACGAUUGGGCGCGAAAACAUGGCCCGAGCUGCUACGGGCCGAGGCGGAGGCGAGCCCAUCUGCCGGUGGCGUCGAAGAGCCUGCGCUACAGGCCGGUCAAGCUGGCACCGACGUCGUCGACUCCAGCCUAGUCGAGUCGAACGGGCUGGCUAAAGAGGAGGAAAGUCGGUCUCUUGCCAAGUCUGAAGACGACGAGGCCGCAGGAGACGGCGACAAAAAGGAUGACCAACCAUCCGGAAGGAGAGAAAACCUCGAGAGAUCAGAGGUCGAGACGAGCAAAUCGAAAAAGACUACAUGCCCUCAAAUGGCAUCUACCAAGACAACAACCAUGCUUGCCCAAAAAUCUGCGUUAGCCUCUCCCUCCCCAUCCUCAUUCCCCUCUUCCUCCUCCUCCUCUUCCUCUUCUUCGUCCUCCUCUUCCUCGCCCUCUUCCUCCUUUUCCUCGACCUCUACUUCUCUCGCCUCGUCAGGGCCUCCAUCUUUGUCUCUCGCCGAACGGGCUUCAAGCCCAUUAUUCCUCUACCAUUUUACUCCUCUCGCGACAGAAAGUUCAGAUCCACAACUCUCAGCACCGUCCAAGCCAGCAAAAAGGACUCAAUCUCUGGCCUCGCCUGCAACAAAAAGACGCAGCUCAUCUGCCCUUUCACCACCUGACGCUUGUCCACGGCAACCGAGUCCAGUUUCCACCUCCUCAAAGUCAGGAUUCAGUGAAGAGGAUGAUCAACUGGCCGGUGGUCACAAAAAUGGCGUUUUGCAAGAGGUUCUUAUGCCAUCAGAGACAAAAGGGGACACCUCAAAGCCGGACAAACAAGGCUUACAAGCGGAAGCAUCUCAACAACCGGUAGGACGGCCAGGUGAAAAACACCCGGAAACAGACCCAUCUCAGUCGUUAAGCCCAGAUUUGCUUCCUCGACAGACGAGUUCUCCGGACGCCCCAAUCAGGCUGGAUCAGCAAGAUCCACAGACCAAGCACACUUGCGGUACCUCCGGCGUGUCAACUCAGCCUCACGAGGGCGACCAAGAGCCGGCCCAAUUCGUUCGGCCAGAAAUGGAGAAAGCACAGGUUGUCAUGGCACCUCAUCGCUCGAAAGUCAACAUGACUAGUCUGCCACCAAAGCCAGUAUCGGCCCAGACCAAGGGCAAUCAAGAGAGAAUGUCUGAUAUGCAGAUGGGGGGCUGUGGUGAUGGCAACCCAUUGGUGGUGCGAAUUCCGACACCCGCCUUGGAAGAGGAGCCAAGGCCGGCUGAAUCGCCUCCUAAAAAGUCGGCAAAGGUAGCAACUAAGUUGAGCAAACCAGACGUGGAGGCCGUGGGAGUGGGAAUGAGAUCAAAGCGAGCCGAAGGUGGCCAGAAGAGCCGUAAAGGCUCACUCGAUGAUCGAGAAACGCAGACCCUCUCGGAGACGAAUACCGACGCGUCUACUCCGUCCGUCCGGCCGCCAACCACCAGUCGGACACUGUUGCCUGGGCGACAGACGAGAAGCCGAUCGCAAGAGGACAAAAGACGGUCAACCGGCACAGACGGGAGGCUGUCGGGCGUCUCGAAUGACCGAAACAAGUUGGCGUCGGGCAGAUCGAGUCGAAGAAGACACGAGCGCCGACCGACGUCCUAUGAAGAGCUGGCCCAGUCUCUGGGUCUUCUCCCCUCCCGGAGACGUCUUCCGCCGCCGAGCCUCAGUCCCUACCUACAGCCGGUCUUGCCAACCGUCAGACCCUCUUUUAUCAGCAUGUCGCCCACUCUUCCGCAUCAGAGGUCCCCCAGUCUCCGAGGCUCCAGACUCGGCCCACCGGCACCGGCACCGGCAGACGCCAAAGCCCCGAGUCCCCUGCGGCGACGAUCUGCCUCGAGUCGGCGCUCCCAAUCGCCCAAGACCAACCUGGACGAGCCAGACUGGUUGGCCAUUCGACAGGCCGCCAUUAGUAGGGCGAUCGCGCGGAAGGUGCGCCUCAGUGUGGCCGAUUACGAGUUCGCCCGAAUCACGGCACAGUUGGCCGGACAAUUUGAGCAUCUCUCCAAGCAGGAGAGGGCGGCCAAAUCGGCAAACAUGAGGUUAAUGCAAAUUGUAUUGCUGUAUCACCCCAUUGCCUAG